This is a messenger RNA of Oncorhynchus kisutch (coho salmon), 5540 nucleotides long. Its product is annotated as somatostatin receptor type 2-like. Gene Ontology annotation, biological process: cellular response to estradiol stimulus; neuropeptide signaling pathway; cellular response to glucocorticoid stimulus. Lineage: Eukaryota; Metazoa; Chordata; Actinopteri; Salmoniformes; Salmonidae. The record is from RefSeq and is a predicted model, not a curated record. Bases 606 to 1748 code for a protein of 380 amino acids. The transcript is spliced from 3 exons. Gene Ontology annotation, molecular function: neuropeptide binding; somatostatin receptor activity. Gene Ontology annotation, cellular component: neuron projection; plasma membrane.
GUAUAGCGGAUCCGCAGCUCCAUCUGCAUGCAGAGACGAAACCUGAAGAAAACGCGCACUCAUCCAUCAUCCAAUUCCACUGAUCGCAGAAGUGAAUGCACCGCUCAUCUGAGCGCUGAACAGGCUGCGCUCUUCUUUGUGCAUCAGUCCUCCUGCUAGAACAGAUUUCGCAUUAGCUCUGGCCACGGAUUCAGCGCCAGUAAGCUACUUUUGGAUACAUCAGUUAUUCAAAACUAUCUACAAACGAUUUACACAAUUUUGUAUUGCUGAGGUAUUUCAAAGAAAAAUGUAAUAUAUACUAUAUUGCCUAUUUGACAUAUUAGACAUACCUGUUAUGUGGCAAUGACCGUCACCACUUUGGCGCACAAGAUACCACUGUGCGCAAUGGGAGAACAGGUGCAUUAUAUGUUAAGUGUAAGCCACAGGGCAGAAUGUUGCCUUCCGUUGGAUUGUCAGUGAUGGUCAGAAAACUCUUGGCUGAAAUUAAACCAUUCCAAAAUGGAUCUAAUGUGACGUUAAAGUUUACAAAUAAAGGUGGGAUGUGACACUAGUGUCCCCUAUCUCAACCCUGAAACAGACCCAACCCAGCCCUCGUCCCUGUCAGUAUGGAUCUCUGGCCUCUCCUCCCAUCAUCCCCCAACCUCUCCCUCCCCGAGCCCCUGUACUAUGACAGCUACUUCCCAGGGAACGAGUCCGACCUGGGGUCCCGGAAUGACACUCCUGACGAGACCCAACAGGUCUUCGACAAGACCAGCUCCGUGGUUAUUACCUUCAUCUACUUCAUGGUCUGCGCCGUGGGCCUGACGGGCAACACCUUGGUGAUCUAUGUCAUCCUGCGCUACGCUAAGAUGAAAACAGUCACUAACAUUUACAUCCUGAACCUGGCCGUGGCUGACGUCCUCUGUAUGCUGAGUCUACCCUUUAUCGCCAUGCAGCUGGCCCUGGUCCACUGGCCCUUCGGCUCCGUGCUCUGCCGUCUGGUCAUGACCGUGGACUGCCUCAACCAGUUCACCAGCAUCUUCUGCCUCACAGUCAUGAGCAUCGACCGCUACCUGGCCGUGGUCCACCCCAUAAAGUCCACCAAGUGGCGGAAGCCACGCGUGGCUAAGAUCAUCAACCUGACCGUGUGGGGAGUGUCCCUGCUGGUCAACCUGCCAAUCAUGAUCUUCAGUGGUCUGAUGCCCAAUAAGAACGAGGCGUGGGUGUGUACCAUUGUGUGGCCAGAGCCUCAGGAGGCCUAUCAGACGGCCUUCAUGUUCUAUACCUUCUUCCUGGGUUUCUUCCUGCCGCUCGCAAUCAUCUGCCUCUGUUACCUGCUCAUCAUCGUCAAGGUGAAGUCGUCAGGCAUGCGAGUGGGCUCAACUAAGCGUAAGCGCUCGGAGAGGAAGGUGACCAGAAUGGUGUCAAUCGUAGUGGCCAUGUUCGUGCUCUGCUGGCUGCCCUUCUACGUGUUCAACGUCACCUCGGUGACGGGCACCAUCAACACCACGCCUGUCCUCAAGAGCACCUUUGAGUUUGUGGUGGUGCUGGGCUACGCCAACAGCUGUGCCAACCCCAUCCUGUACGCCUUCCUGUCAGACAACUUCAAGAAGAGCUUUCAGAACGUUCUGUGCUUGAAGAAGGUGGCGGGCCUGGAUGAGGCGGAGCGCAGCGACAGCCGCAUGGAGCGGACGCGCAUGGUCAAAGACGUCACCGCCGAAACGCGCAAUGCAGCGCUGCUCAACGGCGAGCUGCAGACCAGUAUAUGACCUGUUUGCCAGAGUGUGUGAGACAGUGUUUGUGUGCGUGCUUGCUUGCAUGUGUACGCGUGUGUGUGUGUGUGUGUGUGUGUGUGUGUGUGUGUGUGUGUGUGUGUGUGUGUGUGUGUGUGUGUGUGUGUGUGUGUGUGUGUGUGUGUGUGUGUGUGUGUGUGUGUGUGUGUGUGUGUGUGUGUGCAGGUAUGAAAUCUGCAUAGUACUCGGUUCAUCUGAGGUGGCCGUGGGGCUGCUUGUGAGUAUCGUCACCCUGAACAGAUGGAUGGUCCUCUGCCCACUACCAGAGUGUAUGUGGACGAGUUAAAUGGACUAGUCAUAUUAACAUCACUCUCAUAUAAACUGCUGGGCAGUGGCCCAGGCACCAAGGGGGUCCAUACUGUCUUUUACAACAUACCUGUCAAGAUUCGUCUUGGAAAACAGAGAAAAAAGAUUGAUUUGAAGAAGACAAAAAUUAUGUCCUAUCAUGUUUCAUUGACAUGGAUUGAUUCAUACUGUCUUGAGAGCAGGAUAUAAGAGAAAGAACACCUUUGAUAAAGCAUCUUAUUUAUUGAUAAGGAAGAUGUUACUCACCAAGUCAGAUCCCCUUUGACUGAAGCUGGAGACUUUUGAAUUUUGCAUCCAGGAGACUGCCUUCGUGAAGCUUCUCUGACUUCAAACAAGACAAUCCCGUCUGGAUGUAUAUACAGUGCCUUCGGAAAGUAUUCACACCUCUUUACUUAUCCACAUUUUGUUGUGUUCCCGCACAAAUUUAAAAUGUGUUCAAUUGAGUGUGUGUCACUGGUCUACACACAAUACCCCAUAAUGUCAACGUUUAAAAAAAGUAUUCAACCCCUUUGUUAGGGCAAACAUAAACAAGUGCUUAACAAGUCACAUACGGUAAUGCGUUGCGUGGACUCUGUGUGCAAUAAUAGUGUUUCACAUAAUUUUUGAAUGACUACCUCAUCUCUGUGCCCCACAUAUACAAUUAUCAGUAAGGUCCCUCAGUCAAGCAGUGAAUUUCAAAAACAGAUUCCACCACAUUGACCAGUGAGCGUUUCCAAUGCCUCACAAAGUAGGGCACCUAUUGAAUGGUUAAAAUAAAAAUAAAAAACAGAUAUUUCAUAUCCCUUUGAGCAUGUUGAAGUUAUUAAUUACACUUUGGACGGUGUAUCAAUAAACCCAGUCACUACAAAGAUACAGGCGCCCUGCCUAACUCAGUUGCCAGAGAGGAAGGAAACCGCUCAGAGAUUUCACCAUGAGGCCAACGGUGACAUUAAAACAGUUACGGAGUUUACUGCCUGUGAUAGGAGAAAACUGAGGAUCAACAACUUUGUACUGUAGUUACUAAACUAAUUGACAGACUGAAAAGAAGGAAGCUUGUACAGAAUAAAAUAUUCCAAAACAUGCAUCCUGUUUGCAAAAAGGCACUAAUGUAAAACUGCAAACAAAUGUGGCAAAGAAAUUAACUUUAUGUCUUGAAUACAAAGCAUUAUGUUUGGGGCAAAUCCAAUACUACACAUCACUGAGUACCACUCUUCAUAUUUUCACGCAUGGUGGUGGCUGCAUCAUGUUAUGGGUAUGCUUGUCAUCAGCAAGGACAAGGGAGUUUUUUAGGAUAAAAAGAAACAGGAUAGAGCUAAGCACAUGGAAAAUCCUAGAGGAAAACUUGGUUCAGUCUGCUUUCCAACAGACACUGGGAGACAAAUUCACCUUUCAGAAGGACAAUAACCUAAAAUACAAGACCAAAUACACACUGGAGUUGCUUACCAAGAUUACAUUGAAUGUUCCUGAGUGGCCUAGUUACAGUUUUGACUUAAAUCGGCUUGAAAAUCUAUGGCAAGACUUGAUCAAGAACCAACUUGACAGAGCUUGAAUAAUUUUUUAAAGAAUCAUGUGUAAAUAUUGUACAAUCCAGGUGUGCAAAGCUCAUAGAGACUUACCCAGAAAGACUCAAAGCUGUAAUCCCUGCCAAAGGUGAUUCUAACAUGUAUUGACUCAGGGGUGUGAAUACUUAUGUAAAUGAGAUAUUUCUGUAUUUAACUUUCAAUCCAUAUGCAAACAUUUCUGAAAAUGUUUUCACUUUGUCAUUACUCAGUUUUGUGUGAAGAUGGGUGAGAAAAAAUAUAUAUAUUUAAUACAUUCUGAAUUGUAACACAGGUUGUAACACAACAAAAUGUGGAAUAAGUCAAAGGGUAUGAAAACUUUCUGAAGGCACUGUAGACAAUGGUUUUCUGUGAUGUGUGUUUGUUCUCCUUGUAAAACCCAGUUCAGUUUCGAUCACACACUAUGUUUACUGCGCCUUGUUACUACCAUUCAUCUGAAGAAAGUCAUUACUCUCUGAUUUAUAUUUGGCUCAGACCUUAGAUGCUAGCACAGCCAAUGAUGGGCAGAAUAAGAGAGCAUGCAUGCGAAUGAGAGAGAGGAGUGGUAGCAGCAAUGAAAAGAAUAGCUUAUUAUCGGUUUAUUGCUCUUUUUGUCCCUUUGCUUCUUCCUUUAUUGAUAGAAUUUCAGAAUACGGGAACAGAAAAACAGUACAACAUCCCAACCCCUAUCCACCCACUCACCCAUCCCUACCUCCCACCCACCCACCAAGGUAUCAUACAAGGUUAUCACAGAAAAUUCAAUUAAAUAGGACCAAAACGUUAACAGUAAUAGGAACAAAAACAAUGGAAAAAGUGACAUCAAAUUCAUAAUUAUAGUUGAAUCUUAUCAGCACAACAUGUGGCCACUAGAACAGACAUGACUGCUUACUAAAAUAUACAAGUGACACUGUGUAAAAGACAGGCUCUCCACGUAUUGUAUGAAUGGAGACCAGGUUUAGUCUAACUUUUGUCGGGACCCAAGCACAGUGUACCUAAUCUUUAUCCAGAGGCAGAGAUGACAUUAAGUCCUUAACCCACUGCGUAAGGAAGGCGGCUUUGCAGACUUCCAGUGAAAGAGGGCAAGGCAGCGCGCCAGCAGCGAGGCCAAUGCUUUCGCAUUCGCCUGAUGCUUGGUAACAUUCUGAUCAAGGGGAAGCACUCCAAAAAUAGCAUUGAAUGGGUUGGGGCUAAGAGUCGUAUUACACAUAUGUGGAAAUGCCUCAAAAAUGGGGUCCCCAGAAGCCUACACAAAGAUCGGCAUGACCAAACCAUGUGUCCAACAGUCGUUGGACUCUGGUGGCAUCUCAAACACUUAGGGGUCAACAUUUGGAUAUAUGUUUGCCAAUCUGUCAUUUUAGUAAUGGAGACGGUGCAAAAUUUUGAACUGAAUGAACCUAUGCCUCAUGCAAAAUGAUGAGGUGUGGAUACCCUCAAUGAUAUGUUGCCCAGGAAGGCGGAUUAACAUUCUGUAGUAUGUCGUAUUAUCUGGAGAUUGUGCCCUUCAGAUAGGGGUUAAGAUCUAAGCACUUCUCGACUGGACACUUAGCGGGGUCGACUGGAAAUGAAGGGAAAUGUUUUUUUUUAGCAAAGCUGUGAGUUUGCAGAUACCUAAAAAAAGUGGGUGUUGGGAAUAUUAUGGUCAACCCUCAGAGUUUUGAAUGAGCUGAUGUGUCAAUCUGUGAUGCCGGGUAGACAUGAUUAGAUGUUAAUGCGGAGAAAGAAGCACUUUGGUUGUUGAAGGCAAUUUCGGAAUUGGGACCAGAUUUUUUAGGUUCUUGAUAAUGGGAUUCAAAACAUGUGUGCCAAGGUUCAUGGGCAGUGGGGAGCACAGGAAUGAGACAGGAGUAGUUGGAAGGCUUGACUGUAUCUCCAUGAAAGCCCAAAUUGGACCAUCCUUGUUUUCAAAUGUCGAAACCAAAUAAACACAUUUAAAUAUGUUUGCUGA